Messenger RNA from Thalassophryne amazonica, 1112 nucleotides. It is a transcript of the gene pecr, whose product is annotated as peroxisomal trans-2-enoyl-CoA reductase. The transcript is spliced from 8 exons. Lineage: Eukaryota; Metazoa; Chordata; Actinopteri; Batrachoidiformes; Batrachoididae. The record is from RefSeq and is a predicted model, not a curated record. The coding region runs from base 41 to 937 and encodes 298 amino acids. Gene Ontology annotation, molecular function: trans-2-enoyl-CoA reductase (NADPH) activity. Gene Ontology annotation, biological process: phytol metabolic process. Gene Ontology annotation, cellular component: peroxisome.
CACCAGGGGGCGCACUGACCCGCACUCUGCUGAAGCCGUCAUGGCGGCCUCCAGUGUGUUUCGAGCAGGUCUGUUUAACCAUAAAGUUGCCAUAGUCACCGGCGGAGGCUCCGGUAUCGGUAAAGCCAUUUCUUCAGAACUCCUGCAGCUCGGCUGCAGCGUGGUGAUCUCCAGCAGAAAGGCAGAGAAGCUGGAGGCAGCAGCUCAGGAGAUGAGACAGAAAAUCCCUCCCUCCAGCCCGGCAUGGGUGACAGCCGUACCGUGCAACAUACGCAACGAAGAUGAGGUGAAAGCGCUUGUAUCAUCCGUGUUGAAGGAGUUCAGCCAGAUAGAUUUCCUGGUUAACAAUGGAGGAGGUCAGUUCAGCAGCCCAGUGGAGGACAUGACCUCCAAAGGCUGGAAGGCUGUGAUAGACACCAACCUGACCGGAACAUUUCACUGCUGCAAGGAAGUCUACACUGCAUGGAUGAAAGAGCACGGCGGCGUGAUUGUCAACAUUAUUGCUGACAUGUGGCGAGGUUUCCCUGGCAUGGCCCACACAGGGGCAGCAAGAGCAGCGGUAGAUAAUUUAACCAAGAGUCUGGCCAUCGAGUGGGCGGCCUCGGGAGUCCGAGUCAACGCUAUUGCACCUGGCACCAUUUUUUCCAAAACUGCAAUGGCGAACUACAAGGAUGUUGGGCCGCAUCUUUUCAAGAUUUCCGUUCCUUUUAGUCCCGCAAAGAGGCUGGGAGUACCAGAAGAGAUCUCGUCUGCGGUGUGUUUUAUGCUUUCACCCGCUGCCUCGUUCAUCUCUGGAGCCACCCUAAAGGUCGAUGCAGGUCAGAGUCUUUACCGCUCCGUAUGGGAGAUACCUGACCACAACGCCUGGCCUGAGGCUCCAGAGGGGGAAAACCUGGACUCUCUGAGGGAGCUGCUUAACCCAAAAAGUAAACUGUGAUCACUUUUAAGACAUAGAAACCAGUGUGUGUGUGCAUACACACAUAUACUUUGCCAAUAAAAGAAUCAUCACAUCAUGUAGGUGUGUUUCCUCUGCAGGGAUUUGACCCUCGGUUCUGACCUGCCUUUUAUGUUAUUUCUGAGAUUUUCAGCACGUGAAAACAUUUUUCCCACCA